This is a messenger RNA of Carya illinoinensis, 5533 nucleotides long. RefSeq lists its product as uncharacterized. Bases 580 to 4962 code for a protein of 1460 amino acids. The transcript has 5 exons. The record is from RefSeq and is a predicted model, not a curated record. Lineage: Eukaryota; Viridiplantae; Streptophyta; Magnoliopsida; Fagales; Juglandaceae.
UGAUGCUUUCAGCCCUCUUGAUGCGUGAGUGGGUGGUGCUGUUCUCUCUCAUCUUUUGUCGUUUAUCAGUAUAGAUAGAGAGUCUUUCUGACUUCAUUUCUCUCCUAUUUUCUGUCCUAACCACAUCCCACACACAUUAACAGCUUCAAAAGCACGAGCUUGAAUGCAUACCAAAGCUCCUUGUAAUUUCAUGAUCUCGAUCUCUGUCCACGAUUCCGUAGUAUCUUCAAUACUUUGACGGACUUACCCAGCAAUCGCUUUUGAUUUCCUUGGAGAAAAAACGAGCAGAUGGACGAAGAUUCUAGCUAGUGCUGUUGUUCGAUUUAACACUUAAUCGCAGCUCGUAUUGCUGCUGCGCUUUGUGGUGGUGGCUUUGUGGUGGGGUUUGCAGAGUAGGGAGAGAGUGAGAAAGUGAAAAAAAAUAAAGAAAAAAAAAGAAAAAAAGAGAAAAGAAGUGAAAGGCCUGUUGUUGUUAUAUAUGCUGAAGUCUAAGUUAAAGAUAAGGCCCAGUGGUAGAGGUAGUAAUAGAGCUUGUGACUGUAGGAAAUACAGCGCAAGACGAGAGAAGCUUUUCAUCAGAUGUUAUCCAUUGAAAACUCUCCACCAGAUCCCUCAUGCCCUUGCGAUGUUUCCCAGCUGAAAACUGGUAGUGAUGAGGGGGCUUCUCAUUACCUUCCCUUGCCAGAGGUAGAUCUGUCCAAGCCAGCCCCAUUUGGUGAAAACCCACUUCCCAGAUUCUCCAUAAGAGAUUAUGUUUUUAUUACCCGAAGCAAGGAUAUCAAGACGAAUUGGCCUUUUUCUUCUAAAAGUCUUCAUCUUUGCUUGAAACAUGGAGUGAAGGAUGUGUUGCCACCUUUUCAGCCUCUUGAUAAAGUGAAGAACAAAUGCUUUCAGAGAUGUACGGUUCAAAGUAGCGCAUUUGAGGAUAAGAACUUGAGUUAUUUUGAUGGAGAGCCGUCUGGGUCUGAUGAUCAUGCUAUAUUAGACUUGUCCAUAAAUGCUCAAUUGAAUCGGAAGCCAGCAAAAGCAUGCAUAGAGACAACUUCAUGUAGGUCUGAAGGAGAUUGUGAUUUCCCAUCCACAAUAACAAGUCUUUCUCGAUCUGAUAUAGAGUCACUUCCCACCAAUAGGCUGUCUAGCCCAUCCAUAGACGCUGAUACCUUACCUGAAGACUCAGUCGAAGUUGCAGCUGCAGGUCCUGCUCUCAAGGCUGAAAGCCCAACCCGACCCUCCAGUAAGAAGUGCAGAUUGGUGGUGAAGUUCUGUGCCAACUCCGAUCGUAGCUCAACUGAAGAUAUCUCUUCAAACUGUAUCAGUAUGACAGAAUUAACAAUGGCUUCAAAGAUAUGCCCUGUUUGCAAAACUUUUUCAUCGUCUUCAAACACCACCUUGAAUGCUCAUAUUGAUCAGUGUCUUUCUAUGGAAUCAACUCCCAAGUGGAUGGCUGAUUCUAAAUUAACAAAGCAUAGAAUUAAGCCCAGGAAGAUGAGAUUAAUGGUGGAUAUCUAUGCUAUGGCAGCAAGGUGCACUUUAGAAGAGCUUGAUAGAAGAAAUGGUACGAGCUGGGCCACAGUUUCACGCUUGCCUACACAGGAUAAUGACAAGUCUGAGAUGCCUGCUGAAGGGAACAAGCAAAGAAUGUUGCCUGUUAACACUGCGGAUACUGGUGAUGUGGGUACCGUUUAUAUUGAUGCCAGUGGCACCAAACUGAGGAUUUUAUCUAAGUUUGACGGUGGACCAUCAGCAUCUCAAGUGGCGAAGGAUCUUGGAGCAAGGAAACCUUCAAAAGGAGGUAAAGGAAGUAAAUCCUUUUCAACCAAAAAGAAAAAGUGCUGUGCACCCAAACAUCACAAGUACCUCAAACUCGCUCCUCAAAGCAAAAAAAUUCUUUCUCACAAGGCCCAUUCUUCUCAGAUUUAUAGGGUUCAAGGAGUUUAUCAUGGAGUGGAAGAAAGGUGCAAGAAGAAGAAAUGUCCAAUAAAGAAGCAAGUCAAGUCCAGUGAUUCUGGAAAUUUAAGACGUUGGGUAUGCUCCAAAAGAACUGGAGUUGCAAAAAAGGUAAAGAGAAAAGACGACCAUCAACUACCGAGUGAGAGUGAUCAUUUCUGUUAUGGUAAUUCUCUCAUGGAGAGAAGUCAGGUCUCGAAACUUGCAAAAUUGUCUCAGAACCCAAUUUAUUCUUCUGAAAAAGGUGAGAGAAUGAAGAAUUCCUUUUGUGAAGCCCGAGCUAGUGACAAGAGGGAGCGAUCCCCUGGGAGAAAGAGAUUGGGAAGUCCCUUGUUUGGAUCCAGUACCAGUGGCGGGGUUAAGAGUUCCCUUCCAUUAAUGAAGAGACAAAUGAAUCAGUUAACCAAAGACAGCGAUUCAGUUUGUGAUGGUUGUAUAUUAAAAUCUCCAAAGUCUACUGGAAAUUAUGUAUCUUUGUUGAGAAGCGAGCUGGAUGAUAUUGCUGCAGGGCCAAGUCAUAGUUCUGAUAUUCCUCUAUUUCCUAGCACAUAUUCAUAUAUGAGUCAUCAUUCCUUAACAUCGAAAACCAUAGGAUUCUCUUCUUCAAGGGAGAAUGUAUUGGCUGUUAAAGGCAGAUCAUCUGUGACUGAAUCCAGCCCGGAUGCGAUCAAGAAGUGUUCAGCUUUCAGGACUUCUCGAGUGCAUUUAACUGCAGAAAUAGGUGAAAAAGUAGCGGCCUGGUAUUCUGAAGCCGGCAAGCAACAUGAUUUGAUGCACAAUCUAAUUGACAAGCAUUCUGGAAGAGAAGAGAUAUCUAGAGAACUUUCGUUUGGCAGUAGCACUGCGCUAAAACUCAAGCAAGAUAGAGACUCAAUAAGUAUAUCUCAGAGGCAGGAAGCUAUGGCUUUGAAGAGUUCACAGUUAGCUCCUCAAUGUUAUGGACAUGGUGAGGGUGAACAUAUGGACUCUUCUGUUAGAGUUGAUGAUUUUAUGCACAAAGUUUAUGGCUCAAGGUCUGAUAAAAAAGAGAUUUGGAUUCCUGAGGAAGAUAUUUUCACGGAACCAGCCCCCAAAGAAGUUGUUCAGGAUGGUUAUACAAAUCUUUUUGAAUCUGUAGAUCUUGACCUACAACACAAGCUGGAGAAUUUUACUGACAACCAAUCCAACUCUUUACAAUCUGUUGAAGAUUGUCAAGGGCCUUUAUGUGGAGAUGAAACGCCGAGCGGUCCAAGUAAGCCAACUCUUUUUUAUGGAAAAGACAUAUAUAGUGCUGAUAAAGAGGGCCAUGGCUUUAUUGGGAAACAUGUUCAUGUUGUGGAAGAAGUGGAUUUUGAUGUUGGGCAGGCAAACUUCUUUGCAGAGGUAGAUCCAAUACCAAUUCCAGGGCCACCAGGAUCAUUUUUGCCAAGUCCUCGGGGUAUGGGAUCAGAAGAUCUUCAAGGGAACUCAUCAUUAACCACAAGCCGGGUUCAAUCUUCUCUAGAUCAGCAUGAUUUCAUUGAUCAGGAUUCAUCAGAUUCUCCUAUUUCUGCAGCAUCAACUCUCUCUAAUUCCACAGUGACUGGAUAUGAUCAGAACUAUUCUGAACCAUUUUCAUCUGUAGGAACUCAAUCAGUUCAAGAGAAGAUGAGCUCAGGCUUCUCUGUUGCUAGCAUCCGGCCUUCAGCAGAAAGUGUUUCUAUAGUUCCACAGAUGACUACCCCAGCAGUAGAAAAGAUUACUUUUGAUGGGGAGAACUCUAAAAUUAAUAAGACCUCUAUUGAAAAGGGUCCUCUCAGUUUCAAAAGUGAUGAACCAUGCUGUUGCCAAAGGAAGGAGAGAACUUCUCAGGGUUUUGCACUGAAUUAUCAAGAAUCACAACUAUUGAAGCGAAGGGCCAUAGCUUCAGUGACAUUGCCUACUUUAGGAAAGCAAAUGGGUUGUAAUCUGAACACAAGACCGGGCAAUUCUGACGUGAUGCCAGAAAUAUUCUCUCUGAAUAGUUGCCUAAGUUCAAAAUCUGAAAAGGUCGCUCCCCCCAUCAUAAAGUCCCCUGCAGGUCCCAUUUCUUUUAAGUGUUCCCCCGAUGCUGGAGUGAAGUUUCCUGGUCAUGGUAAUUGUGAUUCUGCUAGUCCAUCUGCUUCUAAUCCCAUUCUAAGGCUGAUGGGGAAGAAUUUGAUGGUAGUCAACAAAGAUGAAGAUGCAUCAAUGCCACUAGUGCAGGCUGAACCACAUCCCAACCAGCUCAACUCAUCAACUCCAAGGUUUCCAACAUUUUCUGAAGUCUCUCCUGUAAAUAUCCAAAAUCAGGCCCACUGCUCCAAUCAUCAUAUGGUCUCACAAAUAGGCCAAGAUUCACAUGAAUUAGUGGGGCCUUGUUUUGAUGGAAGGUUGUCAAAUAGUUUUAGAAGGCGCACUACCAAGCCACCACAAUUGGCUGAAAGAGGACCAGCAGGCUUAUUUCCAGACCAGCCCCAGGAUGGUGGUUUUAUUGCUUUAAUGGAGUCUCGUGAGUAUAAAGGUCACUACCAUGUGCCAGCUGAACAGAAUAAGUCCAAGAAUAGACCAAUUUAUGCACCCACAUAUAAUAUGCAGAAAUGCUUAACAAUGCCUGACUACCAACAGAUGAGUGCUCGUUCUGCUGUCAAUGCUAAUAGAGAAAUUAUCAUGGUUGAUGACAUAGCAGCUAGUGAAGCCAACUUGACCACUGAUGUCACAAAGUACUCUGCAGGGUUGAGGGAAAGCAAGGUAGUUUCAUCUGGCAUACCGAUUCCAAUGAUUUCAGACUACAACUCAAGAGAUGUGAAUUCUUUAUCUUAUUAUCAGUCACAGGACCAUUCUCUACUCGGUGAAUUACCAGCGGUGCCCAAAGCCAGCUUUCAUGCAAUCCCCUCCCGAGGAGCUAAUGCAAGUUCUGCUAGGUGGAGUUGUACUUCGGAAGGUUCUAGCGUGCUGCAGCAGAGCCCUUUUUUCGCUGCAUCAUCCUCAACAGGUCAUCUGAGAUCUGCACUGUAUAAUUCUCCAAGCUUGACCUAGUUGACGAUUUUUUUUUGGGAUGGGCCAUUUGUUUCUGAUCGCAAAUCAGGUUUUUCUUCAAACCCAUAAUGAAAUCUCGAACUGCUACUGAUUGGCAGAAACAUCCGGAGAUGACAAAAACGAUGGCAGUUGAUAAAAAAGAGAACCUAAACACAAGUUUAGCUGUGGAAAUAUCUGCUUGAGCUGGUGUGGUAUAUAUAUAUAUAUAUAUAUAUAUAUAUUUGAGCAUACCAGAGUGAUGGUCCACAAAUUACGCAGCUUAUGAGGCUUCUCUCCUCGGGCACUCUUCAAGCUACCCAUCGACCAGAAAGCAAUCUGCAAUCUAUGAAUAAUAGUUGACAAGGAACUUUUGCUCACAGUCAAUGGACGUACGUUGGGCGACCCUUUGAGAAAUAUUCUCUCUCUGCUAUUUCUUCUUUUUUUGUGGUGGGGGGGUUAAAUUUUGUCAGUUCCAGCUGCCUUUCUCAUGUGUUUUAACCUUCUAAUUUUAUAGCUAGACCUCUAUGCAAGGUCUUCACAAUCAAUUGUGACAUUGUGUUGAAUGUCUACAUCUGGUUACUUUUUCCUGCUA